AUGAAUUGCCUAGGCAAAGGAAAUUACGUCUACUUCGUGGGCCUGAUGUCGAGCCUUGGAGCCAUGCUAUCUUAUGGUACUUACCUCGCUUACAUGAUCCUCGAUGGGAGCCUGCAAGCCAGUACACUUCGCCGCUCAGAUGGGCCUGACGCAAGAGCGCACUGGAGCACAGGCAAGAGCUGGUCACAAUAUGCUCAAUCAUGGGGUUUGGCUUUCGCUGAUGAUGUGCGCAUCGGCAGCGUGGGGAUGCUUGCCUUGAUGACUGCACCGCUGGCUUGGGGCUUGUUCUGGUACCACAUGUAUCUGAUUUGGGCCGGUAUGACGACCAACGAGAGCGGCAAGUGGGCGGAUUGGAGGGACGACAUCGCAGACGGUCUGGUCUUCAGGGCCGAUAAGGCACCUGAAAAUCCCGAUGAUAGCCCCAGGAAUGACGACGUAGAGCCGAUUGUGGACUGGCCGAUCUCAAGCAUGCAACAGCUUGUAAGAUCUAGCGAUGGGGAACCUCCAGAAGCUCGUGCAAUUUGGCCUCGGAACAAUACCGCUACGGGGAACGUUCGCUGGAGAAGAGUCUCAGGGUUGCAUGAAGUCCACAACCUGUAUGAUCUGGGUUUCUGGGACAACUUUAUGGAUGUCUUGUACACCUAG
This is a messenger RNA of Letharia columbiana, 645 nucleotides long. RefSeq lists its product as uncharacterized. The transcript has a single exon. The record is from RefSeq and is a predicted model, not a curated record. Lineage: Eukaryota; Fungi; Ascomycota; Lecanoromycetes; Lecanorales; Parmeliaceae. Gene Ontology annotation, molecular function: palmitoyltransferase activity. Bases 1 to 645 code for a protein of 214 amino acids.